Messenger RNA from Ceutorhynchus assimilis (cabbage seed weevil), 2827 nucleotides. NCBI's taxonomy places the organism in Eukaryota, Metazoa, Arthropoda, Insecta, Coleoptera, Curculionidae. The record is from the annotation of a GenBank genome assembly.
GGCCGGUAUUAGUUAGUAGUUUUUAGGUUUAAAGAUUGACCACAGCUUUUGAGCAUGGGGUCGAUGUGACCGCACGCGUGUAAUGACGUAAGUUUCUUGACGCGUGUAAUGCCGGGUCAAAAGAAUCUUUUUUGCAAACGGUGGCUUUAAAUAUAAAUUUUAUAUUAUUAGUAACACAAAUCAUAAUUUUUAAAACCCCAAAAAAUCUAUAAUAUACCUAAGGAUAUCUAAAAUUAGAAACCGCAAAAUAUUUUAAAGUUGAAAUAAAUGGAAUAUUGUAGGAAGACAAUUAGUUCAACCGUUGUCUUACCUUAAUUACAGUCCUGUGACGUGAUACUUUUUAAUUGUGGGGAUUUUCGAUAUGGAUGAAGAAAAUCAACCUGAAAUCCUACUGCUGCAAGCAAUUUUAAGCAAUGAUUUACUUCGAAUAGAAAUCAUAUUGCGGGACGAACCUGUAUUAUUUCAAUGCGUUUAUCCCGAGCCAUUUCGGAAAACGGCCCUUGUAAUAGCUUGCGAUGAUGAUCAAGUCGAUGUCAAAGUUGUAAGUAAACUAUUGCAAUUGGGUGCCGAUAUUCACGAUCGUCAAUCAAAAGAUAGUUGGGAAGCUAUACAUUUUUCAGCGGCCAAAACAAACAAUGGAAAAUUAAAGGUCCUUCUAGAUCAUAGUCCUGAUUGUGUGAAUUCUUUAGAAAAAAAUGGAAACAAUGCGUUGCACAUCUUAAUUCAAUACGGAAAUCAAACUUCUUCAAACUUUUUGAGGUGUGCAAAAUUAUUAAUUGACAAUGGAACUAAUAUUCAUCAUUUUAAAAAUGAAAUUCUACUCAAAAUUUUAAGAGAGGAACGUCUAUUUGAAACUUUAACAAUUAUGUUGCAAGAAUCUUCUGAAAAAAAUCCCCAACAAGAAAUGAAAAAUUUUAGUAAGCUAGUGCAAUAUAUUUACGAAGAAGAUCAAGUCAGAUGUAAAAAAGAAAUUGACGAAAUGUCAGAAGCUUUCAUAGAUGGAUGCAUUCCAGGUACAAAUAGUACUGCUUUGCAAAUGUGUUGCAGUAAAGGUUUGUACGAUAUUGUCAUACAUUUGUUAAGUAAAGGUGCUAUUCCAUGGAUAACAACAACAACGAAUGAAGAUAAGCCGGUCAUGAUAGCCGUCAAAAAUGGACAUCAUGGCAUUCUCUGCGCUUUAUUGGACAAACAUAAAAUACGGGACAUUCCAAACAAAUUGCUCGGCGAAUUGAUAUGUUUUAUACAUUCAGGGGAAUCCAACAUUGAGUGUUACGAAAUUCUGAUGAAAAAAAUUAAAUCUGCCAACGCUUUGGAUGCGAAAUUGAAAAUCAGUCAAGGUGACGAAAUAAAUAAUACUCCGUUGUUGUACGCAAUAUGGUAUCACAAUGAAACUAUCACCAAGCAACUUCUCAGCUUAGGAGCGUUCAUCGGAUCAAAAAGUAACUUCGGAGAUACUCCUAUGGAGUACAUGGAUACUGAAACAUUCAAAAAGCAUUUAGAUGAUUCUAUAAUAAUAAAAUCAAACAAAAAACGAAAUCAACCGAAUUUCACUGUUGAGUUCGAUGUUCAAUGCUUAAUUCCGCCUUAUUCCAAUGAGCCUGAAGAUGUAGAAGCUGCAUCUGCAUCAGCUUUGGCACCAAAUGUAACAGACACUGAGGUUCUCUACCACAUAGCACAUUCUCAAGACUUGCAACAUUUUUUAAAGCACCCAGUUAUAGUUGCUUUCUCAGCUUUUAAGUGGACACAAUAUCAUGGACUAUUUUGGGGGAACUUUGUAAUUUUUUCUGCAUUCGCUUUUUGUCUUUUGUCAUUUAUAUUUCUCGACUUUUUAAAAUCUAUGAUGGGUAUACAUAUUCCAUAUUUUAUACUUAUUUGCGUCCAAUUCUUUUUAUGGUUAACGAUGAUCGUAUUUCUUAUUCGCGAAAUACUCCAGGCAUUUAAGUAUCCAAAAGAAUAUUUGAAAAGUCCUGAAAAUUAUUUGGAGUUAUCUCUGAUAUUUUGUUGUUUUUUAGUACUGUGUGAAUACGAAAAACGACAAAUAUGGUCUUUAUCAAUAAUUUUAUUAUCUUUUGAAUUCAUGGAUAUGUUAGGAAAGCAUCCUCAUUUCUCGACACAUAUUGUAAUGCUUAAAACAGUGUCAUUUAAUUUUUUUUGCGCAUUACUAGCAUAUUCUGGACUUAUAUUUGCAUUUUCAUUUAGUUUUUAUCUAUUAUUUCAUGCCAACGAUGCUUCAGAUAACAGCAGCGAUACGAUCUUUUAUGAUUUGGGACAGGCGAUUUUUAAAACUGUUAUUAGGGUAACAGGAGAAUUUGAUUCUUCUGACAUGGAUUUUGAGACUUUUUACGUUACAAGCAAACUAGUUUUUUUGCUUUUCAUUUUCAUAAUACAUUUAAUUCUACUCAAUCUUCUAAGUGGUUUGGCGAUAAGUGAUACAGAUAAAAUUCGAAAAGAAGCAGAACUUUUAGGACACAUAGCAAGGAUUGAUUACAUGAAACACGUUGAGCAAUCAGAGUUUUUAAUGUUUGUCAAUAGGUUCUGUCGAAAAAAUAUAUGUUGUAUGAAUCGAAAAAAAUCUUCGCAACAAUUUAACGAUAAAAUAUUGUUUCGUCUUAAUGAAAAUAAAUUUGUCUUUGAUUCAGAUAAUAUAAUACUUAAUUGCAUGAAUGGUAAGACGUUGAAGUUAAGUAAAGAGACUAUAGCAAGAAUUCAUAGGAUUCUGCAAAAACGUAAAUAAUUACAUGCAAAAUUUAUGCAAUACAUUUAACUUGAUGUAUUUAUAAUAAUAUGUAUCGGCCUUAUUUAUUAUGGCAAUUGCUCUAGAAAAUAA